Penicillium odoratum is the source of this 282-nucleotide messenger RNA. RefSeq lists its product as uncharacterized. Bases 1 to 282 code for a protein of 93 amino acids. The transcript has 2 exons. NCBI's taxonomy places the organism in Eukaryota, Fungi, Ascomycota, Eurotiomycetes, Eurotiales, Aspergillaceae. The record is from RefSeq and is a predicted model, not a curated record.
AUGGUUGGAAAGCUCCACAUCCCUUGGCACUACGUCGCUGCCUACGACGUCAAUGGACAACUUUAUGUAGACUCCGCAAACUUCACGAACUUUCUCCAAUUUGCCGAUUCGAUCCGCAAUCCAGCCCCCGUCAGACUGGCAGCACUGAUCACGUUGUUUACACCCCGCGUGACAUUCUUGGGAGUGGGGAUCGCUGGCCCUCGCAACAAGCCAUUGUUGUCAUCGAAGCCCUACAUUGCUGGUAAACUCGAUACCUGCGCAAAUCGCCGCGAGACAGCCUGA